AUGGCAACUUCCUCUCUCUGUUCCUCCUUCACUUCCCGAACAUGUAAUCCACACUCUCGUCUUCACCACCGCAAAACCCUAACCCUACCACCUUCCUUUUUUCUCAAUUCACCUUCCGUUUCCAAAACACGCCGAAUUAGGACUCGUCGAUCGGCUCCGGUUGCCUCGCUCGGUGGUUUGUUAGGCGGUAUAUUCAAAGGAAACGAUACCGGAGAAGCUACAAGGAAGCAAUAUAAUGCAACUGUUAACACUAUCAAUGGAUUGGAACCGAAGAUUUCUAAACUUUCGGAUUCUGAACUUAGGGACUGGACUUUUGCACUGCGGGAGCGUGCUCAGAACGGAGAGUCCUUGGAUUCUCUCUUGCCUGAAGCUUUUGCUGUUGUAAGAGAAGCUUCUAAGAGAGUUCUCGGCCUUCGUCCAUUCGAUGUUCAGUUGAUAGGGGGAAUGGUUCUUCAUAAGGGGGAAAUAGCGGAAAUGAGGACUGGAGAAGGGAAGACUUUGGUUGCUAUUUUGCCAGCUUAUUUGAAUGCAUUAGUUGGGAAGGGAGUUCAUGUUGUUACCGUUAAUGAUUAUCUUGCUCGCCGUGAUUGUGAAUGGGUUGGUCAAGUUCCACGCUUUCUUGGAAUGAAGGUUGGCCUCAUCCAGCAAAAUAUGACAAGUGAGCAAAGAAAGGAAAAUUAUUUAUGUGACAUAACAUAUAGUGUUGAGGAGCUUGUCAUUAGGGGUUUCAAUUACUGUGUCAUUGAUGAGGUUGAUUCAAUCCUUAUUGAUGAAGCUAGAACUCCACUCAUUAUAUCAGGACCUGCAGAGAAACCCAGUGAUCAAUAUUUCAAGGCUGCAAAAAUAGCAGAAGCCUUUGAACGAGAUAUACAUUACACUGUGGAUGAAAAACAAAAAUCGGUUCUACUUUCUGAACAGGGCUAUGAAGAUGCUGAAGAAAUUUUAGCUGUCAAAGAUUUAUACGAUCCACGAGAACAAUGGGCUUCAUUUGUCAUAAAUGCAAUUAAAGCAAAAGAACUUUUUCUUCGAGAUGUAAACUACAUAAUCCGCGGAAAAGAGGUCCUAAUUGUUGACGAGUUUACUGGUCGAGUAAUGCAGGGGAGAAGGUGGAGUGAUGGACUUCACCAAGCAGUUGAAGCAAAGGAAGGGCUGCCCAUUCAAAAUGAAACCGUGACACUGGCUUCUAUUAGUUACCAGAAUUUCUUUCUGCAGUUCCCAAAACUUUGCGGCAUGACUGGCACUGCAGCAACAGAAAUCACUGAAUUUGAAAGCAUUUACAAGCUUAAAGUUACAAUCGUGCCUACAAAUAAACCUAUGAUAAGAAAGGAUGAAUCCGAUGUAGUUUUUAGGGCUACUACAGGGAAAUGGCGCGCGGUUGUGGUGGAAAUCUCGAGAAUGAAUAAAACUGGUCGACCUGUGCUUGUUGGCACCACUAGCGUUGAGCAGAGUGAUUCUUUGUCUCAGCAAUUGAAGGAAGCUGGAAUUCCACAUGAGGUUCUCAAUGCAAAACCAGAAAAUGUAGAGAGGGAAGCAGAAAUUGUAGCACAAAGUGGUCGUCUUGGGGCAGUGACAAUUGCCACCAAUAUGGCUGGUCGUGGGACGGAUAUAAUCCUUGGCGGAAAUGCUGAGUUUAUGGCACGACUGAAGCUUCGUGAGAUACUGAUGCCGAGAGUUGUUAAGCUAGUAGCUGAAGGAGAUUUUGUAUCAGUGAAGAAGCCUCCUCCCAGUAAGUCAUGGAAGGUGAAUGAGAAGCUGUUUCCAUGCCAACUAUCAAACCAAAAUACUGAGUUGGCCGAGAAGGCCGUGCAAUUAGCUGUUAAAACAUGGGGCAAAAGAUCAUUAACUGAGCUGGAAGCAGAAGAGCGCCUAUCAUAUUCCUGUGAAAAGGGCCCUGCCCAAGAUGAAGUCAUUGCCGAGCUGAGAAAUGCAUUUAUUGAAAUCAGCAAGGAAUAUAAAGUCUUCACCGAGGAAGAGAGGAAGAAGGUCGUGGCAGCUGGUGGACUACAUGUAGUGGGUACAGAGCGUCAUGAAUCACGACGAAUUGAUAAUCAGCUGCGUGGCCGAAGUGGCAGACAAGGGGAUCCAGGAAGCUCGCGCUUCUUUUUAAGUCUUGAAGAUAAUAUUUUUCGGAUAUUUGGUGGAGACCGAAUUCAGGGCUUAAUGCGGGCUUUUAGAGUGGAAGACCUACCUAUCGAGUCCCAGAUGUUGACCAAAGCAUUAGAUGAAGCCCAAAAGAAAGUGGAGAACUAUUUCUUUGACAUUCGGAAGCAAUUGUUUGAGUAUGAUGAAGUACUUAAUAGCCAAAGAGAUCGAGUUUAUACAGAGAGAAGACGGGCCCUUCAAUCUGUCAAUCUUCAGUCUCUUCUUAUUGAAUAUGCUGAAUUGACAAUAGAUGACAUUUUAGAGGCCAAUAUUGGUUCUGAUGCUCCAAAAGACAGCUGGGAUCUUGAUAAACUAAUUGCAAAAAUUCAGCAAUAUUGCUACUUGUUGAAUGAUCUGACCCCUGAUUUGCUGAGGAAUGAGUGUUCUGAUUAUGAGGGAUUGCGGAGCUAUCUUCGUCUCCGUGGUAAAGAAGCUUAUCUGCAAAAAAGGGAUAUUGUGGAGCAACAAGCAUCAGGUUUGAUGAAAGAAGCAGAGCGGUUCCUAAUCUUGAGCAAUAUCGAUCGGCUUUGGAAAGAACAUCUACAAGCACUAAAAUUUGUUCAGCAAGCUGUGGGUUUACGAGGGUAUGCACAACGGGAUCCACUUAUUGAAUAUAAGCUUGAGGGUUAUAACCUUUUCUUGGAGAUGAUGGCACAAAUAAGAAGAAAUGUUAUAUAUUCUAUAUAUCAGUUUAAACCUGUGCUGCUAAAGCAAGAUCAGGAAAAAAUGGAGAAUCAGAAAUCAGGAAAACGGAAUGCACGUGCUCUGACCGAUACCAACCCAGAUCCAGUUGGCACAGUUGAGCCAUCAACAAGUGCUAGUUCCUAA
Messenger RNA from Vicia faba (fava bean), 2970 nucleotides. NCBI's taxonomy places the organism in Eukaryota, Viridiplantae, Streptophyta, Magnoliopsida, Fabales, Fabaceae. The record is from the annotation of a GenBank genome assembly.